Messenger RNA from Sparassis crispa, 4296 nucleotides. Its product is annotated as Superkiller protein. The record is from RefSeq and is a predicted model, not a curated record. Gene Ontology annotation, molecular function: protein binding. Gene Ontology annotation, cellular component: Ski complex. The transcript is spliced from 16 exons. Lineage: Eukaryota; Fungi; Basidiomycota; Agaricomycetes; Polyporales; Sparassidaceae. Bases 1 to 4296 code for a protein of 1431 amino acids.
AUGUCUGCUUUCGUGAAAAGCAAGCUGAAAGCAGCGCGAGACGCCAUCGGCAAGAAAGAUUACGGAACUGCUCGGGAUGCCUCUCUUGGAGUGUUAGAGUAUGAACCUGACAAUUACAAUGCCCACGUGUUUCUCGGUCUCUCGCUGUUCAAUCUUGGACAGGUAGAUGAAAGCGAGCAAGCAUACAGGAAAGCCAUUGCUGCUAGCCCAGAUCAGGCUUUGGCUUGGCAGGGUCUCUCUCAACAGCUCGAGCAGAGCAAGAAAUGGGAAAAUUACGCUGAGACACUUGAACACUUGUCGCAGCUAUUCGCGAAGAAUAAUGACGCAGUCAAAUGCGCUGAAACCCUACAGAAGCUGAUAGAUCUUCGCCGAAACAGAAGUAGCCCAACACAAUUGGCAGAGACACUUUCUACGAUGCUUCCCAGUUCCUCUUUUUACUCGACCCUAUCCACGCUUCCACCUCCGGAUCCUACAAGCCCAACGUCUACCUCUACGUAUCCUACGCAGGUAGCCGUACACGAUUCCCUACCUGUCUUAGAGGAGAUAGUCUCGAUACAUGAGCGUGAAGAGAAGACGAAAGUGGAGAAAGAUGUUUCCAGACGCAGGAUGCGCCUCGGUGCAGCAGGCCCAGAACAGCUCCAACGAGAGGUUGAGAGGGAGGUCCUAGAAAUCUCACCGCUACCAGACUUAUACAAUGAAAUUCUAAAUCAUCCCAACACAUCAGAUGAAUUGCGGCGCACGACCGAAUCGAAGCUUCUGCGCCACAAACAGCGUUGCCUGCAUGUUUUGCCUGCAACAGGCGAGUCUGCUGCUCAGAAGGCACAGGUCGCAACAGAAGUAGAAGAAUUGGUGAACGGUAUGGUCUUGCUAGGCAUUCCAGAUGAACUAGCAUGGACUUCAUUCAUUGAAGCCAAAGAUGCUGCUCGGAUUGAGGAUUACGAUUUCAGCAUCCUGCAACAAUUUGUCACGUCGUUCCCGUCGUUGCCAUUGGCAAAGUUGAUUUUGGGCUACUAUGGAUACAUGGGCAGACAGUCUUCGGAUCGGGAUGACUCAGACGGGAUAGCAAUACUCCCGCAUCAGACAAAAGAAGCACAGGAAGAGUUCGUAGACGCAAUGGCGGAUGCCUUCGGGAGUCUUCUAGAUUCCAUACUUGCCCAUAGGAUGAUGGUUGACAUAUAUGAACGAGAGGAUGAGCUGGAAAAUGUAAUCAAAGUGGCAGAGAGCGGUCUUGAGUUAGUGCAGCGAGCGGAGUUGGAUAAUGGCAAGUCUUUGACGCAAGUCAGGAAGGCGUUUAACAUCGCGCUUGGCGUCUCUCUAGUCCAUCACUUUGCGCCCAAAUACCACUCUCGUGCACUCGGUAUCAUCGACCAGGUCCUCAGCCAAGAUCCGGACAACGUGCCAUGCCUUAUGGGCCGAGGCUUCGUCCUCCAGCGUGCCGAGAAAUGGGCGGAGGCAGGUGAACUGUUCAACAGGGUAGCGCACCUGAUUCCCGAUGAUCGCAAUCACGGUAUACGUGCCAAGGAGGAACAGGCAUGGUGUCAAGCAAAGCGUCACGAUCCGGAGGGUGGAUCAAAGGCGUUGGCAGCCGUUGUAACGGUUCUGGACGAGCUGGAUGGGAAGGACGCCGACAAGGCGCGCUGCUGGUGGCGGCUUGGCAAAUGUUAUUGGGAUAUGGGAGAUCAUUGCCGUGAAGAAGCAUACCGAUAUUUCGUCACCUCUUUAAGGCACUUUCCAUCUUUCGCUCCCGCUUUCACGUCCCUGGGAAUUUACUAUUCAGAUUUCUUAUCUCCUCCUGAUCCCAUCCGAGCAUCGAAGUGCUUCCAAAAGGCCUUCGAACUAGAUCCUCGUGAAGCAAGUGCGGCCCGUAGACUAGCGGAAGGAUUCGCAGAAGAGCGAGAAUGGGAUCUUGUUGAAGUGGUUGCCAGGCGCACCAUUGAUGGUGAGGGUGGACCUCAGAGCGGAACGGAUACAGUUGCAGCUGCAAGAUAUUUGCCGGUCAACGCGUGGGCAUGGAAGGCUGUGGGCGUAGUUGAAUUGAACCGCCAUAGUUAUCCUCCAGCUAUUCAGGCAUUCCAAAUAGCCCUCAGAACGGAUGGAGACGACCAACUCUCCUGGUUACGGCUGGGAGAGGCAUAUAGCAAGGCGGGUCGCUUCGCCGCGGCACUUAAAGCUUUGGAACGCGCCCGCGAGCUCAAGCCGGAAGAUUGGAUUUCUUCUUAUUUCAUUGGCGAGGUGCAAAGGCAGACGGGAGCGUACGAGGAAGCCAUUGAGGCGUUUGAAUCUAUUCUGCUUGACCAUCCAUCCGAAGUUGGUAUCCUCAUAUCUCUGGGGCAAGCUCAUUUGGACCUGGGACGCGUGCAGCUUGCGACUGCGUACACAGCAAGGGCAGAAACCUCCUUUGUUUCUUCAAUUCGCGUGGUGCUUCGCCUAAUAGACGCCAGCCCUGGUUUCCGACGUGUAGCCUGGAAAAUCGCCGCGGAUGCCGUCUUCCAGCUAUCACAGUUCUCGACAUUCUCGGAUGAAGGUGGCGUGCGCAAGGUAGCCGCUGACCUGACUACACUUGUAUCAGAUCAUCCGGAGAGUGGUUUAUCUGGAAUACUGUCAUCGCCGCUAUUGCUGAACGAUACAAGAGACCUUUCACUUUUCCUCCUUGAAAUUUCGCUAGCGGCAUAUGAUUACCGGAUAAUUCUGGGAUCACUUGACGAGGCGGCUGGCGCGAGUGCAUACUUUGACCUUGGAGUCGCUCUGCAUGCAUAUGCACGCAGAGUAGCGCCGAGUACAAAGCAAAAGCGUUCCCAGCAGGAAGCCGUUCAAAAUUUCAAGGAAGCCUUACGCCUUGAUCCUGGCAAUGACCGAUACUGGAGCGGAUUGGGCGACGCAACUUUUCUUUCACAACCAAGGGUUACGCAACAUGCCUAUAUCAAGGCGUUGGAUAUUGAUUCCAAGAAUCCGAUAACUUGGACUAAUUUGGGCUUGUUCUACCUGUACCACGACGAUGCAGAGCUCGCGAACGAGGCUUUCUACAAGGCGCAAACUCUGGACCCGGACUAUGCUCCAGCUUGGGUUGGGCAGGGACUAGUAGCUACGGCCAAUGGUCAUGAUGCAGAUGCAAGAGCAUUGUUUGAGCACGCUGUUGGCUUGACUGCAACCGUGCCCGAGGCAGAUGUCGAGUUUGCCAAGCGCAUUUUCCACAGACCGAACACUACAGCUUCGGCUUCUGCCCCCUCUUCAGAUGCUCUCUUCCCCGCGUUCUUCGUUCUUGAUCGCUUUUGCAAGAAACAGUCUCAGGAUGCUGCCGCGCUGCAUCUGUUCGGGCUUGUCUGUGAACGGAUCGGACACCUGGAACUGGGUAUCGACAGUAUUAGCCGAGCGAUAUCCCUACUUGAAGCAGCAUAUGAAGACACAGAAGAUCCCGUUAUCGAGAGGCAAUUUACCAUCGCACAUACCAGUGUGGCUCGUCUCCGACUUUCCCUUGGGGAUUACGGCGGCGCUCUCGAAUCUUAUCAGGUUGCAAUGGGACUGCUUCCCGAGGAACCAGAGGACCGUAACUCUAGGAUACUGCUUGUGCAGGCGCAAUUUGGCUCAGGACUAGCCCACUUUAAGCUUGGCCAACUGCAGGAUGCUCUGACGUUCUUGCAGGCCGCGAUGGGGAUUGCAUCUGAAGACUCCGUUCUCCGAGGUCACAUCGUCGUCUUACUCGCGCAAACUCUUUGGGCCGUAGGCACGGAAGCCGGUCGAGAGUCUGCUAAAGCACAAUUAUUGCAAAGUAUCGAAUCUGAUCCUGAAAAUCUCAUGGCUAUUAAUGCGCUAGCGGGUAUGGGAAUACUCACGGACGAUGAUAGCCUCGUGGACGCCGCUCUUUCCGAGAUCCUUGCCCAGCCACUGGAUCGGCGGCUUCAGAGAGAUCCCGACAGGGAUAUCACAUAUCUGCUCAUCGAGCAUCAUCUCGGACAGGGUGAUUCCACGCAAGCCCUCUCUGUGGCGCAGAAAGCAGCAUAUGCAGAGCCUUCGCGUCCUGAAAUCCGGCGUCAGUUGGCCUCCCUGACCCUUCAGCAGGGAGAGAGCGGCGCGGCUCUCGCUGUCAUUGCAGGCUCGAGUGCGGCGCGUGACGACAAUCUUGCGCAACUUCGCGAGUCUCUUGCUCUCCAUGCCGUUGCAUUGUCUCUUAGCGGUCAUCAGGAUCCUGGUGUCAACAGCGAAGCCCGCAAGCUUGCCCAAAAGGCGAUCAUGCUGGGACCAUGGGACCUCCACAAUUGGCGAGCUCUUGGAUACGUCGAAAGUCAGUCGGUCUCUUGA